AUAUGGUCACGUACAAAAUCUAAAUGGUUUGUAUUGAAAUCGAAAAUUGUCUUUUUUUCGCUUAACUGUGUGUAUAAUACAUUGGCGGUUCUCUUAUCAACCAGGUAGGACACUUAAUUGAUCAGUGAAAACAGUACAAUCUCCGGAGAUAUCGGGACAUCGAUAUAACAAGGUUGAUAGUCUGUCGAUCUGAAGGUGAAUAGAUUGGGUCACAGUAGAUAGUGGACGUCAUUAAGAGACAACUAGAUCUAUACGUUACAGAAGGAGAGGCAGAAUGGCGCCAAAACUCCACUACGUCAACUCAAUCUCCGCCUCCGAGAAAACGGUCAACAAACUAUUGUGUCUUGAGGUACCUGUCGUUGGACUCACAUGUAAAGGGAUUAACGUCGGCAAGAAAGGAACUCUGACACUGAUCGCAGUAUCCACAUGUGAAGGUGAUGUCUACCUGUUCGAUACCAAGGCCAAGCCAGAGAUUGUCCUUGAUGGUGGUCUUAUACGACUUCUUCAGUCUGUAGAAAUCGUCAAGGUUAUUCACGACUGCAGCCAGGCAUGUGCCAAUCUCCAUUUCUCAUUUGGCGUGACCCUGAAGAACUAUUUCGACACACAGACUGCAGGGUCGGUUAUCCUGGAAUCCAUUGGACUACCACCACGACGUAUAGCAUUCGAUAGUCUAUGUAAGCGGUAUAACAUCGACAGGUACAUACCUGAUCCACAGUUACAGAGCCGGAUCAAAUCUGAUAUGAACUACUGGGGACUCCGUCCCGUCACCAAGGCCAUGCUGAAUGUUGCCGCAUCUGAAGUAUUACCUUUAGUCCCAGACCUGUACGACAUCAUACAGCAACAGCUGAGUCCUGAGUGGUUGGACUGGUUCGAUUGCCGGAGUGAGGAAACCCGCUUGAUGUACAUCAGUCCAAAGAAGGCAAAGGAUAUACAGUGUUCCCGUGUACACCAUGACAACCGGGACCGUCGUUACCUGUUCCAGACCCCAGCGCCCAUGAUGUCCCGCGAUAAUCUGCCCUAUGUCAGAGACACAGUACCAGAUAAGCAUUCACUCUACGAUGAAGUGUAGAAGUUACCGUAUAUCAUUGACAGUAUUAUUAUGUUUAAUAAGAAAUUACUUUCAUUCCAUGAUCCAGUACACCCGCCAAGUUUUUCCUGGGUUUACCAAUGUGAUAUAAGAUAAGUGUUUAAUCAGAGAUUGUGCAAUAUGAAUGUAAUACCAUUAUAUAUAAUACGUUUUUGUUUUCUGUUGAGAUUUGUUCAGUGAGAGUUCAUGGUUACAUAUCUUUCUGCGUUUAAAGGUUUCACUGUCUGCUUUAUUUUGCACAAAAGUAUCUAACGAACCUUGUGAUUUGAUGCUGCUAUCACUGCUUCUACUGAAUUGGAUCCGGUUACAAUAAACAUUAAAGUUAAACAUUAAA
This is a messenger RNA of Pecten maximus, 1421 nucleotides long. Its product is annotated as egalitarian protein homolog. Gene Ontology annotation, molecular function: nucleic acid binding; 3'-5' exonuclease activity. Gene Ontology annotation, biological process: nucleobase-containing compound metabolic process. The transcript has 7 exons. The record is from RefSeq and is a predicted model, not a curated record. NCBI's taxonomy places the organism in Eukaryota, Metazoa, Mollusca, Bivalvia, Pectinida, Pectinidae. The coding region runs from base 275 to 1069 and encodes 264 amino acids.